Messenger RNA from Salvelinus fontinalis (brook trout), 4794 nucleotides. RefSeq names its product shugoshin 1-like. The record is from RefSeq and is a predicted model, not a curated record. NCBI's taxonomy places the organism in Eukaryota, Metazoa, Chordata, Actinopteri, Salmoniformes, Salmonidae. Gene Ontology annotation, cellular component: chromosome, centromeric region.
AUUUUAGAAUAAGGCUGUAACGUAACAAAAUGUGGAAAAAGAGAAGGGGUCUGAAUACUUUCUGAAUGCACUGUUUAUAUCAACGAAUUGGCGAGGGCACUAGAACAGUCUGCAGCACCUGGCCUCACCCUACUAGAAUCUGAAGUCAAAUGUCUACUGUUAAUUGAUGAUCUGGUGCUUGUGUCCCCAACCAAAAAGGGCCUACAGAGGCACCUAGAUCUUCUGCACAGAUUCUGUCAGACCUGGGCCCUGACAGUAAAUCUCAGUAAGACAAAAAUAAUGGCGUUCCAAAAAAGUCCAGUUGCCAGGACCACAAAUACAAAUUUAAUCUAGACACCAUUGCCCUACUGCACACAAAAAACCGAUACAUACCUUGUCCUAAACACCAGUGCCACAGGUAACUUCCAUAAAGCUGUGAAUGAUCUGAGAGAAAAGGCCUUCUAUGCCAUCAAAAUGAACUUAAAAUUCGACAUACCAAUUAGGAUCUGGCUAAAAAUACUUACAUCGGUUAUAGAACCCAUUGCCCAUUAUGGUUGUGAGGUCUGGGGUCCGCUCACCAACCAAGAAUUCACAAUCUGGGGUCCGCUCCCCAACCAAGAAUUCACAAAAAUAUAAGUGAUUCCCAAACAUUCCAGAACAAAGCCAUCACCUACAGAGAGAUGAACCUGGAGAAGUGUCCUCUAAGCAAGCUCGUCCUAGGGCUCUGUUCACAAACACAAACAGACCCCACAAAGCCCUAGGACAGCAACAGAAUGAGACCCAUGUCAUGAGAAAGAAUUAACAAAAUAACAGAGCAAACUGGAAUGCUAUUUAGCCCUAAACAGUACACAGUGGCAGAAUACCUGACCACUGACUGACCCAAACUUAAGGAAAGCUUUGACUAUGUAGACUCAGUGAGCAUAGACCUGCUAUUAAGGCAGCCGUAGGCAGACAUGGCUCUCCAGAGAAGACAGGCUAUGUGCACACUGCCCACAAGGUGGAAACAGCUGCACUUCCUAACCUGCCAAAUUAAUGACCACAGAGACACAUUUCCCUCAGAAUUUGAAAUCAAAUCCAAUUUUGAUAAACUCCCAUAUAUAUUGGGUGAAAUACAAAAGGGCGCAAUCACAACAACAAGAUAUGUGACCUGUUGCCACAGGAAAAGGGCAACCAGUGAAUAACAAACACCAUUGUAAAUACAACCCAUAUUUGUUUAUUUUCCCUUUUGUACUUUAACGCGAAUGCGCAUCAUUGCAACACUGUAUAUAGACAUGACAUUUGAAAUGUCUUUAUUCAAUUGGAACUUUGUGAUUUAAUGUAUACUGUUCAUUUUUGUUAAUGAUUUAUUUCACUUGCUUUGGCAAUCUAAACGUGUUUCCAAUGCCAAUAAAGGCCUUAAAUUGAAUUGAGAGACUGGUGCCACCUAGUGGGAAGUUAUGCAUUUCAGAUGAGAGGAAAUGACGUUGUGACUGAGUAUUCCCAACAAAUCAACGCUCGCAGAGCAGAAUUCGAAAGUCAAUCAGGCCAGCAGAGAACGGGGUUGUGGCUAGCUAUUUCACCACGUUAUGAGAAUUUCUUGUGAAAUAAACAUAUUUAAAUAAAAUUGCAUUGUACUGUUUAUAACCGAAGAGGUAAGUCAGCGGUAUAUGUUAUAUUAAUUUUAUUCGCAAUGGAUACGCUGCUAGAGGUUAGCUAGCGUAGUGGAUCAACAACAUUAAACCCUGAGGCCGGGGCUAAAACGCGACACUGAACAAAUGUUAAUUAUCUAGCCUUCUAGUGAUCCUACCAUUUACAUUCAACCAUGGUGAGGGAACGGGGGCAGAAUAAGUAUUUUCAGCAAAGCCUAGAUGACAUCAAGGAAAAGAUGAUAGAGAAGAGGAACAAACGCCUAGCAAGCUUCUCUGCAGCCAACAGAGGAUGGUCCAAAAUAAUAAACAAAACCAGUGGUGAGAUUCCCAUAAUGACGCAUCGACCGAUGAUACUGAAGAACGUGCAGAUCAACAACAAAGCCCUGGCUCUGGCCCUGCAGGCAGAGAAGGAGAAGGUGAGGCAGGCCAAUGGUAUCAUCCUGCAGAUGAAGUGGAGGCUCAAAGACCAGGAGGCACAGGCAAGCAAUGUACAGACUGGACCUGCACAGCUCCCUGCUGAACCACCAAAGCCAGUGGCCUCCUCCAGGAGAAUUCAAAGUCGUGCUGCUCUGGAAGAUCUUGUAAUGGUCGAAGCCCCACCCUCACCCAUCAGCUCAGACCCUCAGUUUCCUGAAGGGGCGGGUCGAAGCGAGAGUGAUGGGCAGGGGACAUUGCCACGGACAGUGGGUGUGAGAUGCUGGAGGGCAGCAGGAGGCGAUCUGAGCGUGUGCGGGAAGGGCCGUUCCUCGUUCUGUGAGCAGAACCACAGUUCCCCUACAGAACCUCUCAUACCGGAAGAGACAGAGGUCCUAGUGGAGAGCCUGGUUACAAACGACAGAAGAGGCCAGAACCCCAUACAGGAAGCAAAUCCAAUUGGCUCAGAGGAGUUCCAGCAGCACUCCACCCCAGGGCCACCAGCCAAACCAGCCAAUCAGCAGCAGCAACCCCGGGCCAAACCGAAACAGGCCCAGCCAUCGCAGCCCAAACCCGAACUGGAGAGGAGCCGCAAACCAGACCGCCCUCCUCUGAAGAAACCCUGGGAGACCUCUUAACCCAGAGCCCAGUCCAAGAGCCAGGACCCCUCGGCUACGCGGACCAAAGCCGGGGCGGGAACCACUGCACUUCUCAACACCUCCCUCAACACAUCUCAGGGAUUCAACGACACCUUCGACUUUGACUGCGAGGACAGGGUACACCUCACCCCCUUCAAGGGUGACGGGGGCAAGGAUAACCCCCCAGCUACACCCAUACAGGAGGAAGAGGCAGAGAGGGGACAGACCCUGAAGAGGACUCGGUCAUCACCAGAGUCUAGUUCUUCUUCUGAGUCAGAACACAGCCCCUACAUUCCUCAGAAACGGAAGAGACAUUGCCCUCCGGACCAGGCCAAGCCCGCCCUCGCUCGUAGAGCCAGAGGGCAACCCUCCAAAGCAGCUACAGACAAGGAGAGUGCCCCCCCCACUCAAACGAGAGUCGUUACAUGGUAUUCGAACCAGCGACUAUCCAGAAUGGAGGUCAGUGCCACCCCUGUGGUCCUUGACAAACAACUCAAGGAAGAACCAGAAAAGAGACGGAGCUUGAUUCAGAUCCGCUUGUCUGUGGUUGCCAUGGAGGCCAGCUCGUUAAAUUUACAGGAUAGCCCCUGUCCUAAAAGCCGUGGCGUAUGGAAGACACAGGGCCCCCUAGAGCAGGCCAAGCGCCCUACUUGCAGGGGACUUCACCUUAAAGCAGACAGAGUCAAGGAGAACAUCCCCCCUCCGAAACGACUGUUGUCAUGUGUCAGAAGAGUAGAGCCCUGUCCUACAGCUGGGCCCGCUGAGGUCCCUGAGAUAGAACACCAACUCCCAGAAAUCCAUGGGAGUGUCUUUGUUGACAGUCCUGGUCCAAUGGCAGAGCAAGGUCUUGAGGGUCACACAGAGCACCACAGAGUAGAUGGCGAGGAGGCUCUGCUUCCUGUCACUCCAGGACUGGAGGAGGAGAUGAUGAGGAUCGACAACGUCCUGCCUGUUUUCAGGGUCUCCCCCCGUGAGCCUCCUGGUCCUGGGUUAUCGACAAGCAGCACCCCCCAGAACCACGCUGCACUGAUCCCCAAAACAUGCAGGACAGGUACUGCCCAGUUGGCUGCCAAGGACAUGUUAAUGAAUGAUGCUAAAUCAGUGUCCUCUCAUUCUUUCACACUACACUUAUACGUUCAACAUGUACAGUGUUCUUCACUGACCACUAAAUCAAAUCUAAUUUUAUUGGUCACAUACACAUGGUUAGCAGAUGUUAAUGCGAGUGUAGCGAAAUGCUUUGGCCAUAUCAAAAUCUCUUCUCUCAUUCCAUCACCUCUGUCAGAACUAUCAGUCCACUGUUACAACUCACUUUGUCCUCUCACCACAGGUGGGCUUGGUGUCAGAGCUAGGCGGGGUUUCAGUCUGAUUGAUGUGACCAAUAUUACCUCUGCAGCCUAUCGGAAGUUCUCUUUAAAGAGCUUCCGCCCUUCAGACCGAUGCUCCAUAUCCGCCCGCAAGAGGAGGUCCACGAUAACAGUGGACUACAAAGAACCGUCGCUGCACGCUGAGAAACUGAGGCGUGGAGACAAGUUCACAGACACCAAGUUCCUCCGCUCUCCCAUCUUCAAACAGAAACCCAGGAAGUCCAUGAAGACCCAGCCGUCGUUGGAGAAAUACAAUGAGUCUUUUGUGGGAUGUCGCUAACAUGUGCUUUAUGUCCACACAUUGAACACAUGUUUUACCCAUUCAAAUUUGUUUGAGAGUUAGUUUGGCACCUGUGUUUGUGGUAAAUUAUUUUAAUAGUUUUUUGUCCAAUGAAAUAAUGGAAGCAGCUUAAAUUGUGGUUCAUUUCUUAGUUCAUUCUUUGUUCUUUUCAGUAGGCUGAAUUUAGACAAAUCAUUAGGGGCAUUGGAGAUGUUCAAGUAUAUCUCCCCAAAAUCUAUAUUCUCUCCAUCUCCCCGUUUCGUGAUGCCUGUAUUGAUUGUUAGCCACCUGUAGAGGGCGAUGUUAGAACAGCAUUCUGUCGGACGACAUGUUCCUCAUCUACUGUAUGGUUGUGUUCAGUUAGUUCACUGUUGUACAUAUAUGUUUUGCUUGCCUUUUCUAGAACUUUGAAUAUUCAUUUGCCACAUGCCGCUGUUUUCAUGCGUAAGAUGUUUUGGUUUUAUGAAUAAACAUUCAGUCCAUGAUUCCUA